Molecule: messenger RNA, 3800 nt
Organism: Cucurbita maxima (winter squash)
Lineage: Eukaryota; Viridiplantae; Streptophyta; Magnoliopsida; Cucurbitales; Cucurbitaceae
Product: syndetin-like
Exons: 25
Coding region: 287-3568 (1093 amino acids)
Biological process (GO): endocytic recycling; retrograde transport, endosome to Golgi
Cellular component (GO): EARP complex
Molecular function (GO): SNARE binding
Source: RefSeq, a predicted model, not a curated record
UGGCUUAAUGGUUGCCAAUGCCGUCGCGGACUCUCGCCGCUGAAAUCAGUCAAGAUUCGGGACUUGCCUAAAGUCUACCAAACAGCAGAUAAGACAACAAAUUAACAGAAAAAUUUACACCAUCUUCCUCACUUGCACUUCUCGAACCUUGUUGGGUCGACUAACACAUACGAAACAGAUCAAUUGCAGCCCGAUCUCUGUAGAUUCAACAGAUCGGAUUUCGGGGGAGUGUUGUCGCAUCAAAUGUGCGACACAAGGCGGCAUGAACUUAUGAACCUGAUGUGAAAUGCAGCCAAAUCUGUUUCCAUUUGGCAGUGUUCUCGGAAACCCUUUGGCGUUCGAGGGUGAUUUGAGCGAAGGAUUCGAGACUUCCAGGUUUCUGUUCUUUGUUCCGUUUUUUCUGCUGCAAGGAGGUGGAAUGGACUUGUCCAAGGUUGGGGAGAAGAUUUUGAGCUCGGUGAGGUCGGCUAGAUCGCUUGGACUUCUUCAUACCACUUCGGAUCGUCCGGAGGUUCCGGCACGUGCUGUGGCUGCGGCAGCUGUUGCUCGUGCACUUGCAGUAUUGCCUCCUCACCAGAGAUUUGGUCUCUCAUCUAGCUCGGAAGAACUGAGCUCAAUAUAUGGCAGUAGAAUUCAUGGUCAAGAAGUAGAGGACCUAGAGGAUGUUUUCUAUGAAGAGGACUUUGAUCCGGUUAGGCAUAUAUUAGAGCAUGUUCCCUCAGAAGAAAGUGAUCUGGAAUAUUUGGAGAAACAGGCUACCAAGAGAUUGGCUCAACUUGAUAAAGUGGCUGAACGUUUGUCUCGCCAUUUGAUGGAGCAUCAUGAAGUGAUGGUGAAGGGGAUGCAUUUGUUCAGGGAGUUGGAAAAAGACUUGAAAAUUGCGAACGUCAUCUGCAGAAAUGGGAAGAGACACCUAAAUUCGUCAAUGCUUGCAGUCUCUAGAGAUCUCAUAGUAAACUCUAACUCCAAGAAGAAACAAGCACUUCUGGAUAUGCUUCCAAUUUUGAGUGAGCUUCGUCAUGCUGUGGACAUGCAAUCGAUGCUCGAGAUCCUUGUUGAAGAGGGAAAUUAUUCCAAGGCUUUUCAGGUCUUAUCUGAGUAUUUGCAGCUAUUGGAUAGUUUUUCAGAGCUUUCAGUAAUUCGAGAGAUGAGCUGUGGCAUUGAGACUUGGCUUGGAAGAACGCUACAAAAGUUGGAUUCACUUUUGAUAGAAGUCUGUCAGGAGUUCAAGAAAGAGGCUUAUUUAACCGUGGUUGAUGCCUAUGCGCUAAUAGGAGAUGUCUCUGGCCUUGCUGAAAAGAUACAAAGCUUUUUUAUGCAGGAAGUUAUAUCAGAAACCCAUUCUUCCUUGAAAGGCAUUGUGCAAGAGGAUCAGGAUGUACAUAUACAAAAUAGUAGGCUUACAUACAGCGAUCUAUGCUUUCAGAUUCCUGAAUCAAAGUUUAGGCUGUGUUUACUAAAAACACUAGCUGUCUUAUUUACCUUGGUGUGCUCAUAUUAUCAGAUCUUUAGCUUCCAACUGGAUACCAAGGACUCAAUUGACCAAACUCCUAACAUGAAGCAACAAGAAGAUAAUUCUGACAUUAAUUUAGGAGAUACACCUGAGUCAACGAUCAAUGUCUCUUCAAUGGGGACUGCAGCGGAUACGAAUUUUGUUUACAUGGAUCGGAGUGAUCUCAAUAGAGGGUCCCCGACAGAUAGCAGCACAGCAUCAACCAGUGGUUCUCCCUGGUACCAUCUGAGAAAAGAUGCUAUAAAUUUUGUUUCCCAAACCCUACAAAGAAGCCGUAAGAACCUUUGGCAACUAUCUACUAGCCGUGUCUCAGUACUGCUUUCUUCUGCUGCUGUUUGUUCAACGAGCAUUCAUCAAUUCUUGAAAAACUACGAAGAUCUCAACGUCUUCAUAUUGGCUGGAGAAGCCUUCUGUGGAGUUGAAGCAGUUGAAUUUAGGCAAAAGUUGAAGAUUGUUUGUGAAAACUAUUAUGUGGCUUUCCAUAAGCAGAGUAUGCACGCUCUAAAGAUGGUUAUGGAAAAAGAGAAUUGGCUUACACUGCCACCAGAUACAGUUCAAGUUGUUAGUUUUCCUGGACUGGUUGGUGAUGGAGCACCUUUAUUUGUUCACUCUGAUGGUAACUCAUCUAAGGGCAAGGUCCCACGUUCAGACAAAACAACAAGUUCAGUCAGUACAGGCAUGGAUAGAAGUGGUUUUUUGCGGUGGCUCAAAAAUGGAAAUCCAUUUUUACUUAAACAAAUGCAUACAUGUAAGGAAGGCAUACCAAAUGGUGCCCUUUAUGGAGAACUGGAUGGAAGUGCAGGUGAAGGUUUUCAUAGGAGUAAUUCCUCUCCAAUGAAGUAUACGGACAAACUUUCAAAUGGUGCUAAUACUGUUUCUGAAGAUGAAAAUGAAGAUCUUUUAGCCGACUUUAUUGAUGAAGAUAGUCAACUCCCAAGCAGAAUUUUGAAACCCAGACUUUCACUAAACCACUCUUCUAACCAUAAUAAUGAUGAAAUUACAGCACAAACAGGAUCAUCUCUAUGCCUUUUAAGGUCCAUGGACAAGUAUGCAACGCUUAUGCAGAAACUAGAGAUAGUGAAUGUUGAGUUUUUCAAGGGAAUGUGCCAGUUGUUUGAAGUGUUCUUCUAUUUUGUAUACGAGACUUUUGGCCAGCUUAACACUACUUCUGGUGGAAAAGGGUUCCCGGACUCUCUCAAUUAUAAGUUGAAGACAGCUUUGUCACGAGCUGCGCAGGAUUGUGAUCAGUGGAUAAGACCCCAUUCGUCUUCCCCAUCAGCUUCAAAUUCGACGUUUGCUUUCAAUGAAGUUACCCCAAGCCCUCCUGGCAAUAGCUUAGGUUACUUUCAUGGAACAUCUCUUGGUCUCAAGGAAAGGUGUGCAGGUGCUGACUCAUUAUCCCUUGUGGCAAGAAUAAUGCAUAGGUCUAAAGCUCAUAUUCAGUCCAUGCUCCUGCAAACUAACGUGGCCGUAAUUGAAGACUUUUACGUAUAUCUGUUGGAUGCCGUUCCAUAUCUCAUUGAGCAUAUUCAUAAGAACACUGCAAGACUGCUUCUUCAUGUCAAUGGUUAUGUUGACCGGAUAGCCAAUGCAAAAUGGGAAGUAAAAGAGCUUGGACUGGAGCAUAAUGGGUACGUCGACUUGUUAUUGGGAGAAUUCAAGCAUUAUAAAACAAGGCUGGCUCAUAGCGGAGUUCGCAAGGAGGUUCAAGACCUCCUCUUGGAGUAUGGUUUGGAUAUUGUUGCAGAAACACUUAUUGAAGGUAUAUCACGAAUAAAGCGAUGUUCCGAUGAAGGACGCGCUCUGAUGUCAUUGGAUCUUCAGGUUUUAAUCAAUGGCUUGCAACAUUUUGUUUCUGCGAAUGUGAAGCCUAAGUUACAAAUGGUUGAGACUUUCAUUAAGGCGUACUACCUUCCAGAAACCGAAUACGUACACUGGACACGAGCUCACCCGGAAUACAGUAAGAGCCAAGUUAUUGGUUUGGUUAACCUCGUUGCAUCAAUGAAAGGGUGGAAGAGAAAAACCCGGUUGGAAAUACUGGAAAAGAUCGAGUGAGCCAAUCGUAAUGGACGAACAGAGCAUUUGAAUCACCCCACUGGAGUUCAUUAUAGGAAGGUUUAAUGUAUGUGAAAAUAUGAUUAUAAGGUUAAAGUUUGUAUAGUUCUUAACAUCUCAUUUAAAUAUCAUUAUUCUUAAAGGCUUAAAGUUUAAUUCUGCAGACAUGAAAUACAUGAGCUGUUUAUGGUAGCAAUGAUAUUUGGUGGAAUACAACAUUUGAUUUGUAGCC